ACCACGCAACCCUAGCAUGUAAUCGUUCGUCUUGCCGUCUAACAUUUGUGUCGAACUAAAUUUUGUUUUGCCAUUAAAUAAAUAUAUUAUUUACCGCAAAAUAGCCAGUGCCGAAGCGCACGAAAAGUGUCCGCGAUCGAGGCAUUUGCAGCACAACGAAUCCGCAACAUUACGUCCAUGAAAAUCAAACGGCAGCAGCAGGUCACAGCACAGAAAAUACACAAAAUAAGAAGCAGACAGAAAAGUGUUUAAAUGCCCAAAAACCAAUAGAAGAGCGAUUUCCCCCACUUUUCCUGUACGUUGGAGGGAACACAUCGAAAAUGCUUUAGACGACGGUGUUUUCUUCGAUUUACUCUCUGGCCCAGGGACCAGAGUUGCCAGAGAACGAGAACACUCCUGCCAUGUCCACAGCCAAGCCACAGAUAGCUGCAUAGAUCGCACCCGUCUCGUCCAAACGCCGGACUGGAGGGCAGAGGCGCUCCAUCAAGGGUCCCGAUCCCCAUCAAGAACCAAGUGCUGGUGCUACCCCGAUUGGCCUUCGUUAGCGUUUAGUCCGGUCGCGAGCCGUGCCUGCGCUGCGCCUUGUUACCACAUUUUGUUGUUUACGUUUGUUUGUUUGUUGAACUCUCGUCCUUCCACGCGUGCAAUCGUCAUUAAUUGUUAGUUACGAAUAUCCCUCGUUGAGCAUACAAAUCAAAAUGAAAGCAUCCUCCUCGUCACGUUCGUUAUCGAAAUCGAAGCGUCCAGCCGCAAAAGCUACAAUCAAAUUACUCCCGUCCAGACCCACCUCGUCACCGCCACUUAUUAUUAGCGCUCGGGCCGCCACGAUUUUGCCAGGACCAGUUUCUCAUUGAAGCUGAGUGAAGCCGGGGAAACACGAAUCUAAUGGUACAUCACCAAUAAUAUAAGGUACAUACAUAGGAAGUAAAGCGAAUAAGUGGAACAUACAGUUGAACAUUUCUAUCAACCGUACAGCAAGGAUUCAACUGUCUUGAAGGACUCAGCAAUUUGAUUUUAUAUGUUCUCAAGCUGUGACUAUUUCUCUUUGGUGUUAAACCGGCUAGUGCUUUCAGACCCCUAAUAUUCGCCUUGUCUAAUUGCCUUCCAAAUUCGAAAAAGAGCACAACUUCCAUGUCCAAGCUAUUUGUAAAAUACGGGCGUUUGUGAUUUGAACCAGAGAAAAGAGAACAAGAUCGUUCGCUAAUCACAACAGGUAUUCUUAGAGUAGGGUAAAUAGUUAGCAGCGAUCGCUCGUCCUGUGGAGUGGCAUGAGUGUCCAACCAUCAUCGGGACUCCGGAAAAAUGAUGAUAAUGAGUGUAGUGGGCCACGACCACCUGUUCCCGGAGAAGAGAGCCGUGUUAAAAAGAUGACCGAAGGGGCAGUAGAGACCUCGAAGAAUUCGCCGCCAUCCUAUCUGAAUUGGGCUCGGACGCUGAACCACUUGCUGGAGGAUCGCGAUGGGGUCGAGCUCUUCAAGAAGUACGUCGAAGAAGAGGCGCCCGCCUACAAUGACCACCUCAACUUCUAUUUUGCCUGCGAGGGCCUCAAGCAGCAGACGGACCCGGAGAAGGUCAAGCAGAUAAUCGGAGCAAUCUACAGAUUUCUGCGCAAGAGUAAGCUGUCUAUCUCUGAUGACCUGCGCGCCCAGAUCAAGGCAAUCAAGACGAACCCCGAGAUCUCGCUUAGCCCGCACAUCUUCGAUCCUAUGCAACACCAUGUGGAGGUUACCAUCCGAGACAACAUUUACCCCACGUUUCUGUGCUCGGAUAUGUACAUCCAAUAUAUCCAGCAAAUGUCCGCAUUACAGGAGCGCUGCAGCAGCAGCGGCGCGACGGGAUCGGGCAGUGCCGGGAGCAGCGGUAGUGGUGGCAGCAGCCUCGUCGGGGCGUGCGCCCUACCUGCAUUUACUGCAAAGCAACAGCAGCGCCAGCUCCAGCAGCUAGUGCCGCCCGGUGCCUUCAUUAACCUGCCAGUGAGCAGCGUGAGCGGGCCGCCAGCUGGCACGUGUAGUGCCAGCGGCAGUGUGUACGGUCCCUCGACGUCGGCCAGUUCAAGCGGCUCCAUCAGCGCCACCGACACACUGCCACGCAGCUCCACGCUGCCCACGCUGCACGAGGACUCGGUGCUGUCGCUCUGCGACGACUUCGAGAAGGUGCAAAUGCAGGAUGGGGGUGGACCCGGAGGUGCAGGGGCGCGAGCUCCCGACUACCCAAUACGACUGACGCGGGACCUACUAAUAGCAACACAGAAAAGAAGACUGGAAAUUCGACCUCCUGGUGCCCACGGUUAUGUGUACACAGCGAGCACGAACACCUCCUAUGUGCCGAAUUCGCGGGUUGACUCGGAGAGGGCCAGCGUCAGCUCCGGCGGACGUACCGACUCUGACACCAUGUCGCUCUCCAGUUGUUCAAUGGACGGUCGCCCGUACAUACAACGCAGACACAGCUCGACAGAGAGCAAGGCGAUUCGCCAGAGCGCGAUGGCAAAUAAGGAGACCAAUACCUUUCAGGUUAUACCUCGCACACAACGACUACAUUCGAACGAGCACAGACCACUGAAGGAGGACGACUUUGUGGCUCUUCUUAUACCUAAGCUGGAAGAAGUAAAGCGAAAGCGUGACCUGGAGGAAAGAGCUCGCGAGCGGAAUCCCGGAGCUGCGCUGCUGACCAAUGAACGAUCCACCGCCAGCGAUCGCGCCUUCGCCGAAGCGAUUCGGGAGAAGUUUGCAUUGGACGAGGACAACGACCAAGACAUUCUUGACCAGCAUGUGUCGCGGGUGUGGAAGGACCAAACGCCGCACCGCUCACCAGGAACAAUGUCACCCUGCCCGCCAAUUCCGUCGCGAAGACGCACGGCUACACAUGACUCGGGCAUGGUCAGCGAUGGCGCCAUGAGCCUAAGCGGGCACUCCAUGAAGCACUCGAAAUCCAUGCCGGAUCACAGUUCCUGCUCCUCGAGGAAGUUGACAAAUAAAUGGCCUUCCAUGAACACAGACAGUGGUAUAAGCAUGUUCUCGGCCGACACUGUUACCAAGUACAAAGAAUCGAGCACUCGAUCCGGCUCAAGCACAGCCUCGAAGCUGGAGGAGGCCAAACGAAGACUGGAAGACGAGCCGCGACGCUCUCGUCGAUAUACCCAGCCGCCUAUGCAGCAGGGACACUUGGCGCAACCGCCUAUCGCCUCCUUUAGCAGCAGCACCGGCGGCGGUAGCAUCAGCCUGCCACAUCCGCACCAGCUUCAGCUUCAAACCGCGGCGGCGCCUCCGCCUCUGCCGGCUAAGCCACCGGAGACGAUCGUUGUGUUCUCAUUCUGCGAGGAGCCAGUUCCGUACAGAAUAAAAAUACCCGGUACCCAGCCUACCCUGCGUCAGUUCAAGGAUUAUCUGCCAAGAAGGGGUCACUUUAGAUUCUUCUUCAAGACGCACUGCGAGGACCCGGACAGUCCAGUGAUUCAGGAAGAGAUUGUUAAUGACUCCGACAUACUGCCCUUGUUUGGAGACAAAGCGAUGGGUCUUGUCAAGCCAUCCGAUUAAUAUUAGGAAUUUAGUGUAGAUUUUGUAUUAAGGCGAAUUGGGAGUGCGAGUGGUUUGAUGCACCGACGAUGCACUCGGUAAAAAAGGAACGAAAAAGCGAACGCACCAAGUGUACGACGCAUCUUAGGGCCACCUACCCACUGGAGAAGCUAAUACCGAAAAUCAAUAGCGAUAAGCUUUUGUAAGCAUCACAAACUACUCUCUGUUGGGGCAAAGUAUUUUUCUGUACAACCAAAACUGAUCUAUGUAAGCCACGUAAAAUGGUUCUAAAUUUGUAAAUCCGUAACUAUUUGAAGCUUGAGCUUGAAUCCACAUGAAUAUGUCCUGUAUUUAUGUUUAUACCUUAUAAAAUCAGUCGCAGCUGGGUUGUUGAGUGGGCCCGAGACUGAGAGGGCUGAGAGAUUAUUAGGAACUGCACAAAAUCGAAUGUAUUGAGAAGAUUUAAGGUAUGGAUUUUCCUCGAUUGGGAUUUGUUUGUUACUUUUUGCUAACUACGGACUGCCUGCAAUAAAUUUUGUUAAUAUUUUUGUGAUGUGCAUUUUACGAUGAUAUAUGAUGAUGAUAUUAACAAAGUUAUAUUCAACUCGACAAAAAUCAAAA
Molecule: messenger RNA, 4133 nt
Organism: Drosophila kikkawai
Lineage: Eukaryota; Metazoa; Arthropoda; Insecta; Diptera; Drosophilidae
Gene: Axn
Product: protein axin
Biological process (GO): positive regulation of proteasomal ubiquitin-dependent protein catabolic process; negative regulation of canonical Wnt signaling pathway; cell development
Cellular component (GO): plasma membrane; beta-catenin destruction complex; nucleus
Molecular function (GO): protein kinase binding; molecular adaptor activity; beta-catenin binding
Source: RefSeq, a predicted model, not a curated record